Messenger RNA from Lactuca saligna, 819 nucleotides. The record is from the annotation of a GenBank genome assembly. NCBI's taxonomy places the organism in Eukaryota, Viridiplantae, Streptophyta, Magnoliopsida, Asterales, Asteraceae.
AUGAAUAACUGUCGAAAACGUAAGCUUAGUGACUGUGGGUCUCCCUCUUUUGCUUCUGUUGCUCCUCUUUUGCGCAGGAGUCGACGAUCUCGAUUUUUUACUUCUGUUGCGCUUCCUACGUAUUAUGACUGUGGGGAUUGUAUAUGUGUUUGUGAAUUUUGUGGAGCUUUGUUUUGGUAUAUUGAAAGGCUUGGAAAUCGUCGUCAAACUAAUCGUCCUAAGUAUAAUCACUGUUGUAAAGGAGCUUCUGUUGUGUUACCUCUUCCACGAAUGCCUCCUCCUGAACUUUAUAACCUUUAUACAGAUGCUAAUUUUUUGAAUGACAUUAGAGGUUAUAAUAGUAUGUUUUCCAUGACGUCUUUUGGGUCUAUUGUUGAUGAGGAUAUUAACAACGGUCAUGGUCCAUAUGUUUUUAAGGUUUCUGGUCAGGUUUGUCAUUGGAUAGGGUCUUUGUGUCCUGAUGAGUCUAAAGGUCCAAGGUUCUUGCAGUUGUAUGUUGUCGAUACUGCUAAUGAGGUUUCUAAUCGGUUGAAAGCCUUUCACACCUCUACUAAAAAAGAUUUAGAUGGUGCUGUUGUAAAAAUUCUAAUGGAAUCCCUUUUAGUUCAUAAUGAAUAUGUUAGGACAUUCAAAACAGCUAAAGAAAUGGCUGAAGCUAUGAAAUUAGAUUCCUAUGCAGUUCGUUUGUUCAGUGACGUCCCUGAUCGUAGGUAUGGUUGCCCAGCUGCUGGUAGUUUAGGUUGUAUUGUUACUGGCGAUGACAGUAAUUGUAGCAAGUAUGACAUCAUUGUUCACCCGAAAUCUGGUAUUCCUCAAUGA